AUGACGACUGAGACCAUGCCCCAUGUCAAUCCUUCUGAGACCAAGAACAUCUCCGGACUCGAUACAAACAGGAAAACCUGCGAGACCCUCAAUGAUGGCAACCGAGUCUUGCUCCAGGAGGAGAUCACCAACUCCUAUCCCUCAACAGCAGGAUAUGUCACAGCGUCCACUACUACCUUGGAGACUUUGACCUUCCUCAGUCCUGAGGCCGCGAUGCCAGAGACCGAGAUCCGCAACGAUAGCAUAUUGUAUUUGGUCUCUCCAGGAAAUGACCAUCAGCAACAAAGAAAGGACAGAGUAGCAACAGCACCAUGCACCCCGAACAAACCUCUUUCAAGCAAACAAGGACCUCAUCCGCUCUCGCCUAUCACCCCGAUCCCUGUCGUCGUCGCCACAGGUACUCGCUCACGCAGACCGAGUCUCAUCGUGACCGCUGACAGGCAUGUCUCCAACGACGACAGGACUGGUCAAGAGGAUCGUAUCACAUUGACGACUGCAGGAGAUGACGCAGUCGAGCGAUCUCUCACGGAGUGUCCUUCGUUCGACCCCGAGCCGUUGGCAGACUUUGUCACCGAGCACCGGUCUACUACUGUCAAGAAGUUUCAUGGGAUCAUCCGGCAACUGGAUGCUGUGAAUGCGGAACUCCAGUGGAUGCUGUCCGAGUACCUCACUCAGCAGUACGAACAGAUCGAGGAAGUCCUUGACUCGAACCACAAAACCAUUGCCCAACAGGAGAAGGACCAAGAACUUCUGCAGGAACAGAUCCUGUCCUUCUUGAACGCAAUGAAGAGCGCGUUUGCAAUCUUUGGCGGGAAUGACUCUUGA
This is a messenger RNA of Linnemannia hyalina, 825 nucleotides long. The record is from the annotation of a GenBank genome assembly. NCBI's taxonomy places the organism in Eukaryota, Fungi, Mortierellomycota, Mortierellomycetes, Mortierellales, Mortierellaceae.